This is a messenger RNA of Dovyalis caffra, 2127 nucleotides long. The record is from the annotation of a GenBank genome assembly. Lineage: Eukaryota; Viridiplantae; Streptophyta; Magnoliopsida; Malpighiales; Salicaceae.
AUGUUUCUCUCAGUCAGGCCUCAUGUUAGAAGACUAUGUACAGUCUCAGCCAUGGCUUGCACUGAUUACAGAGACCUCAUGGUCUCUUCUCAAAAGCCAGAAGCCUCACCCUCAAAAACCCAGAUCCCAAAUCAUAUAAACAUGCUGGAAAUCAACUCAGAAUUGAAGCAACUGGUCAAAACAGGUCGUCUAGACAACGCACGUCAAAUGUUUGAUAAAAUGCUUCAUAGAGACGAGAUUUCAUGGACCACUGUAAUUUCCGGUUAUGUCAAUGAUAUGAACACUACCGAAGCAUUAUAUUUGUUUUCAAAAAUGUGGGUUGAGCCGGGUCUCCACAUGGAUCCCUUUAUCCUUAGUCUUGCACUCAAAGCUUGUGGGCUUAAUAUGAAUGUAAGCUUUGGUGAGUCAUUACAUGGGUAUUCAGUUAAAAGUGAUUUUGUUAAAUCUGUUUUUGUAGGGAGUGCACUAGUGAAUAUGUACAUGAAAAUUGGGAAAGUUGAAGAAGGUUGUAUUGUGUUUAAAGGGAUGCCUUUGAGGAAUGUAGUAUCUUGGACUGCUAUUAUAACAGGGCUUGCUCGUGCCGGUUAUAAUAAGGAGGCAUUGGUUUAUUUCUCUGAUAUGUGGAUAUCAAAGGUAGGGUGUGAUACAUAUACAUUUGCUAGUGCGUUAAAGGCAUGUGCUGAUUCUUGUGCUUUGAAUUAUGGGAGAGAGAUUCAUUGUCAAACAUUGAAGAAAGGUUUUGUUUCAGUGUCUUUUGUGGCUAACAGUCUUGCUACAAUGUAUAAUAAGUGCGGGAAAUUGGAUUAUGGUUUGCGGUUGUUUGAAAUGAUGACCAUAAGGGAUGUGGUUUCAUGGACAAUGAUUAUAACGUCAAAUGUGCAGAUAGGUCAGGAGGAAAAUGCUGUUAAAGCAUUUAAAAGAAUGCGAGAAACAGAUGUAAAUCCUAAUGAUUUCACUUUUGCAGCUGUUAUUUCUAGUUGUGCUACUCUUGGAAGAAUUGAAUGGGGUGAACAAUUGCAUGCCCAUGUUUUACGUCUAGGUCUAGUGGACUACUUGUCAGUGGCCAAUUCCAUUAUGGCCAUGUAUUCGAAAUGCGGGCAGCAAGAUUUGGCUUCAAUGGUGUUUCAAGGGUUGUCUAGAAGAGAUAUUAUUUCGUGGAGUACUAUGAUUUCAGGGUAUGCUCAAGGGGGCUUUGGAGAAGAAGCAUUUGAGUAUCUAUUGUGGAUGAGAAGGGAAGGCCCAAGACCAAAUGAGUUUGCUUUUGCAAGUGUGCUAAGUGUUUGUGCAAAUAUGGCAAUUCUUGAGCAAGGGAAGCAACUCCAUGCUCACGUCUUGUGUGUUGGAUUAGAACAGAAAGCCAUGGUACAAAGUGCUCUAAUCAAUAUGUAUUCAAAAUGUGGGAGCACAAAGGAAGCUUCAAAAAUCUUUGAUGAGGCAGAAUAUGAUAAUAUUGUAUCAUGGACUGCCAUGAUUAAUGGAUAUGCUGAACACGGGUACAGCCAGGAAGCCAUUGAUUUGUUUGGGAAGCUUCCCAAGGUUGGAUUGAGGCCGGAUUCUGUGACCUUUAUUGGGGUUCUUGCUGCUUGCAGUCAUGCUGGACUGAUUGAUCUUGGUUUCCACUACUUCAAUUCUUUGAGUAAGGUAUACCAGAUUUGUCCUUCAAAAGAGCACUAUGGAUGCAUGAUUGAUCUCCUAUGCCGAGCUGGACGAUUAAAUGAUGCAGAGAGCAUGAUCCAAAGCAUGCCAUUUCAAUCUGAUGAUGUUGUUUGGUCCACUCUUCUUAGAGCAUGCAGGGGCCAUGGUGAUGUGGAUUGUGGAAAACGUGCAGCAGAAAAAAUUCUUCAAUUAAAUCCGAAUUGUGCAGUGACUCACAUCACCCUGGCUAACAUCUAUGCUGCCAAAGGAAAGUGGAAAGAAGCAGCAGAAGUGAGGAAGAUGAUGAAAUCAAAGGGGUUAAUUAAGGAGCCUGGAUGGUCUUGGAUUAAGGUUAAGGAUCGAGUUUCUGGAUUUCUGUCUGGUGAUCGGUCUCAUCCAGAGGGUGAAGAUAUAUAUGAUGUGUUGGAUUUACUAGCAUUCGGAACAGAAAUGCAUAUCCAGGAAAUGGAUUUUCUUCUAACUGAAGUUUAG